Molecule: messenger RNA, 1407 nt
Organism: Beauveria bassiana ARSEF 2860
Lineage: Eukaryota; Fungi; Ascomycota; Sordariomycetes; Hypocreales; Cordycipitaceae
Exons: 1
Coding region: 1-1407 (468 amino acids)
Source: RefSeq, a predicted model, not a curated record
AUGCACCGACGUCGAGCCGUCGUGCUCGCACUCCUCGCCGCCGCGGCGCGCAGCGUCCACGCCAUACCCAAAGAAUUCUACACCAGCAGCAGCAACGGCGUCUGCCCGAAAAGCGACCUCGAGGCCUGCCCGUCCUCCCUGCCGUCGGGCUUCUGCUGCCCCUCGGGCCAGCAGUGCCUGCCGCUCGCCGGGCUGACCACGGCGCUCUGCUGCCCCUCGGGCCGGUCCUGCGAAAAGAUUUCGCCCAUUACGUGCGACUUGAAGCUGCAGAACCCCAAAGAAAACCCCGACGCCACGGUAAUCACCUCGGUCUUUGACGUCAAUCUUGAAAUUUGCGACAAUGGCUGCUGCCCCUUUGGGUACUCGUGCGCCAACCGCGUGUGCGUCCGCAACGCCAGCCAGUCGAAGAAACCGGGCGAGGAGAGCGGCAAGUCAUCGUCGACGACGACUGCGUCGGCGUCCUCGACAGCCGAAGCAACGUCAACCGCGUCGACAACGGCCACAGACGUUGCCACGUUGUCGCAGACCACCACCGCCACCGCAACCGUCACCUCAACACCGGAUAGCAGCAGCAGCGACGCCGACGCCGGCAAGGGCAUCAAGUCCAAGACCAUGUCCAUCAUUGGCGGCGUCGUCGGCGCCACCCUCGUGCUUCUCAUCCUCAUCGUCGUCGGCAUCCUGUGCGUGCGCCGCCGCCGCAAGCGCGCCGCCGGCGCCAACCCCCUCGGCGAAAAGACGGGCUACCACCGCGCCGGCUCCACCACUUCCUCGGCCCGCGCCCGCGGCCUCAACAUUUCCGAGCCCAUUCUUCAAGAAAAUUCGUACCGCAGCGACUUUAUCCUCAAAUCUCCCUCGGCCGCCUCCUCCAUUAGCCAGCGGGCCGUCAACACCCGGUGGAGCGGCGGCGGCAUCGGCGUCGCCCCCCCGCGCAUCCCCACUCCGCCGGUCUCCAACCGGCAGCAGCAGCAGCAGCAGCAGCGCCGGGAGGACCCAGAGUUUCCGAACCCAUUCGCGUCGCCGAACCCGUCAAUGGCCGAGGACCGGCGCUACUCACUCGCAUCGUCGGACAUGUUUGACGAGACGGGCCUGAGGACGGGCCAAGUCGUCACCGGCAAGCCCGCGCCUAUUCGCAACAUGCGACCCUCGAGCCGGCGCAUCUCGCGGGAGCCGCAACAUCUCCACGCCAUGGCCGACGAGAGAAUCGACGUCUUUUCCGAUGAAUACGCGGUGCCUCAGCAGCAGCAACAGCAGCAGCAGCAGUAUUCAUAUCAGCAGCGGGACGCGUAUGGGGGCGCCAAGGAUCGCAUGACGAAAAUGACUACCUUUUCGCAAUUAAUGGACAAGGCUGACCUCGGGGAUCUGUACCGCGGGAAGCGCUAUGUGCCCGGUUCGCCGCCGCGUCUUUGA